This is a messenger RNA of Colletotrichum chrysophilum, 2166 nucleotides long. RefSeq lists its product as uncharacterized. Bases 1 to 2166 code for a protein of 721 amino acids. The record is from RefSeq and is a predicted model, not a curated record. The transcript has a single exon. Lineage: Eukaryota; Fungi; Ascomycota; Sordariomycetes; Glomerellales; Glomerellaceae.
AUGCCCUCCAUGGUAGAAGACGAGACCGCCGAUGUUGACGAGCCUCCGGAAAAUCCCACCCAGGUGCCCGUCUCUCCCAUGAGCAGCAUGUUCAAGAGGAACCCUAUCCGACGCACUACCUUGGACCACAACACCUCUCUCCUGACGAAGGCUCUCCACAGCCCUUCCGAGGAUGAGGACCCCGAAGCCCGCCCGGGCAUGUCCUUCUUCGCCCGCCGCCGUUCAAUGGCCAGCAACGUCAGCCUGGCCUCCACCGCCGACUUGACGAGCGACACUGGCCUUACCAGCCCUUCUCGCGCCAACACUCCCAGCCCUCCCAUCCCCGAGAUGCGCUUCCUCCGUCUCAACGAUGAGCCUCAGAAGCUGGCCAUGCAAGCUCCCGCUGCUCGUCCUCAGGAGCCCGCCCAGGAAGCUCCCAAGAAGCGUUGCAUCCAGUUCGCCUGCGCAAAGCCCAAGCCUGCUGAGCCCAUCCAGGCCCAGCCUAUGGUGAAGGCCCCUUCUGCCCAGGAGCCUCAGCGCAGAAGCUGCAUCAAGUUCGCCUGCCCCGUUCCUCAGCGCCCUGCUUCCACGCAGAACACUCCCCCUCAACGCUUGGAGAUGGCCGCUGCUAUGCUCCAGCCCCCUUCCCUGAAGGAGAGCUCGCCCGCGACUGUUCGCAAGUCUCGCUCGCGUUCCCCGCGACCUACUCUCGCACCUCCUCGCAUCGCUGUCGACGUCAAGUCGCCUACUACAAAGAAGUACAUUACCGCCAACGACAACGACUUGCAAAACGAGUCUUCUCACUUCCACGAGUUUGCGAGCGACGUUCCCCGCGAGGAUGACUGGAUCCGCAACGCCUUCACCUCUCAGGGCCGCCGCAUCACUGUAGACGACACCUUGCAGAAGGAGAACGCCAUUCGCAAGUUGGCGAUUGAGGCCGAGGAGGAGGCUGAGGAGGAGGAGAACGAGGAUGAUCUUGAGACCGCCAUCGACGACGAUGAAGAGAACGAUGCCGAUGAUCAGGACGAUGAGGAGGAGCAGGACGACGAUGACGACGAGGAUGACGAGGACGAUGAGGAUGAGGACGACGACAACUCGGAUGGCUACAAGACCGACGAGGAGACCGGAUUUGCUGAUUCCGACGAGGAGGACGACGAAGACGAUGAUCUCAGCCUCUGGACGCCCGGCCGCUCUACCGCUCAGAAGAUCGACACCACUCCUGUGGCUCGCCGUCCCUCCCUUCCUGAGCAGCUUUCCGAUUCUUCAAUCGCCUCGCGCACCAGCCUCCGUGCUCGCCGCGGCAAGACCCAGCGUAUGAGGAUCCGCCCCGGUACCCCUGAGCUCCCCGACAGCACCGACUUUGUCUGCGGUACCCUCGAUGAGGACCGCCCCAUGGAGGAUGCCUACAUCUCCUGCCUCGCAGCUCGCAGACGCGAGAAGCUCCAGCUCAUCCCUCAGGACAUUGACCCCAGCUUCCCUGCUUCGGACCCGGAAGACGAGGGCGAUGAGGAGAUAUACAACCCCGUUCACCACAGCAGCGACGACGAGGACUUCCUCCACGGCAAGAUGGAGGACCUCCACCACGGACAGGACAGGAGAAGAGGUCGCAGGAAGUCGGAGCACACCUCUCCCAAGCGCUUCCGCUCUCCUCCCCUCAUGAAGCGUCGCGCCUCUCCUGCGCCCAUCAAGCGCCGUGCUUCUCCCGCACCUAUCAAGCGCCGCGCCUCUCCGGCUCCCAAGGCCCGUGGACGCUGCCUCUUUGACGGCCCUUCUCCCCGCCGUCUUCGCUCUCCCCCUCCUACCCAGGCACUGCGGUCUCCUCCCGCAUCCCCUCGCAACGUACAGGGCGCUAUUACCUUCAAGACUCUGGCCUCUCGCCCCGGCCUUACUGUUACCAAGUCUCUCCCCCGUCCCCCAUCCAUGUUUCCCCACAUGGCCAAGGGACGCCGCACAAAGGCUCCGGCCAACGACAUCCACGUCCGCGGCGCCAUUGACAUCGUCAAGGGCCUGGAGAGAAAGCGACAACGUCGCAAGGAGAAGUUUUACCAAAAGUACUGCAACCGCGCUCGCAAGGGUCAGAUCCCUGAGCGCAAGCCACAGCGCGGUCUCGGCUGUGAGCGCAUGAGAGAGCUUGGUCUGCUCAUGGCCGGCAAGAUCGACCAGGGCAACUACGUUCUCUCCGUCUAA